Messenger RNA from Penicillium taxi, 729 nucleotides. RefSeq lists its product as uncharacterized. The coding region runs from base 1 to 729 and encodes 242 amino acids. NCBI's taxonomy places the organism in Eukaryota, Fungi, Ascomycota, Eurotiomycetes, Eurotiales, Aspergillaceae. The transcript is spliced from 3 exons. The record is from RefSeq and is a predicted model, not a curated record.
AUGGCCUCUCUGCCGGUCGGAUAUAUGAUGCGGACAUAUUCAAGCAUGGUUCAUUUGCGGAAGGCAGUGGAUGAGAUCCAAAAUUGUUACGAACAAGAGAAGAGUCACAACCAAUGGCUUGUUGAGGGCACAACAGGUCUCAUCAAAGUUGUUCCUAAUGAGCCCCACGACACUCUCACUCGGCGAACCCAGCUUACAAUCCACCACGCAAUGCUUGGUAUGGGAAUGAAAUGGCAUGAUUUCCAGUGGAUGGGAACUACCACGUAUCGCCCAGCUAUUGGAAAAGGUAAACAAGCUGACGAUGCAUUCGUACCGCCAUCACGAUGGGAUUCCGAGGGAAUCUCACAACUCAGAGGUGACGCGGCGAAGUGGUUCGCCGACUCUCAUGGGGAAGUCAGGAUUGUCCUUAUCAUUAGCAUUAAGGCCAAGUGGGUCGACAUUGAAAAGUGGCAGUUGGCUCCCGCAAACUCCCCUCGACCAUUGACAGAAGCAACUGUGGAGAGUCUUUGUGCCCAGGCCCCGAACAUGCCGCCAUUAACAACCCAGCAACCACUUAAUCAACAGUCCUAUUGUGCACAAGAAGUCCGGGCUAGUGAGAACGGUAUUUCAGGCGCGCCGUUGAUCCUCCCCUUCGAGGCCCUAUAUGACAGGGCCCCGGCAAAUGCCAUGGAGAGCGAUUUGAUUAUCUCCGAACAAGACCUGAUCAAUAUUACCAAACUGUACUGGUGA